This is a messenger RNA of Botrytis byssoidea, 2964 nucleotides long. RefSeq lists its product as uncharacterized. Gene Ontology annotation, biological process: secondary metabolite biosynthetic process; fatty acid biosynthetic process. NCBI's taxonomy places the organism in Eukaryota, Fungi, Ascomycota, Leotiomycetes, Helotiales, Sclerotiniaceae. The record is from RefSeq and is a predicted model, not a curated record. The transcript has 13 exons. Bases 1 to 2964 code for a protein of 987 amino acids. Gene Ontology annotation, molecular function: fatty acid synthase activity; oxidoreductase activity.
AUGGUUUUAGAAUGUUGGCUAACACUAUCUCAAGGGCGAGCUCCAGUUACACCACCGGAAUCACCUCUCCAUUAUCCAUUCCGGUUGUGGAUUGAACGUCUACACGAUUUCGCGUUUAAUUGUGGCAAAGUAUUUCAAAGAAAAUUUGAUACUCGCACAGACAAUGCCACUCAUACUGCCACAGCAGACCUAGUCGUCAAACAGGACUGUGGCCUCAUACUUGGAGAAUCGCGUUAUGUAAUUCACCCUACUUCUCUUGAUUCCUGCUUGCAAUUACCGCUCGUGGCCAGAUUUGCCGGUAGACUAGCUGAUGCCACGGCGGGUACCAUCCUCAUAAACUUUGAUGAGGUGACUAUCUGGCAACCUGCUUCGCACCAGCUGGGAAAUCCUAAAGCUACUGAGCUUCUUGUAGAUGUCAUCAAUGUGCGAGCUCUUUUAUACAAAGCAGUAAUUCUUCAAGAAAUCGGUGUUCGAAGAGAGCCCUAUUCCGAACUUAUAUUGAAGAAGGAUAUUAGUUAUCUGCACUCAAGCAAAUUGGGUGUGCCUUUGGCCUCUACCCUAGUUGGUUUAGUUGAUUUAUACCUCCACAAAGAUACAUCGACGAGGAUACUUGCUUUGAAUGAUGAAAUAGCUAUCGCUAUGACAGAAGCACUCUCAUCAGCCGACGUUACUCUUGCAAGUUCUGAAAGUUCAAACGACUCAAAUACAUUCAAGUGUCUACAAAUUGACCUCAGCUCAAAUGUUCAAAUUGCAGACACUCCGUCUUUGCAAUAUCCGAAGCUAUAUGAACGUUUUUAUGAGUUAUUAAAUCCGACUGGAACACUUAUGCUAGAAUCAAACCAAGCGCUGAGUAAUGUUGAAGACUCACUUCAGUCGGCGGGAUCUAGUCGCAAGCUAAGCACAGCAGUCAAAUCCCAUAAUGGGGGAGAGAUUGUAUUAUCAAAAGUCAACAAGGAUAUGCACGUGUCGGUCAGUGGACACAAUACCACAUCAUUUGUCAGAAAUGUAUAUCAAACGCAACCAUCACCUUUUGUUCACUUUGUGGAACAGUUUUGUAUCGAAAACGGAUGGAAUACCAAUCUCAUGAGCAUGUUAAUGCUCGUUGAAUUGGAGAACCCACUUUUGGCGGCACUUCAAGACGCGGACCUUGGAACCAUCAAAUAUUUGACAGGCAACGCUCGGUCACUGAUCUGGGUCACAUGUGGUAGUUUGAUUUCCAAGUGUGAGCCGGAAUACGGUAUGGCACUUGGAUGGUUCGGUGCUGUGAGACAAGAGAGGUCACCCCUGGAUCUCGCUACUCUUGGUUUCGAUUUCGGAAUUAGCGCAGAUAGUAUGGUUAUCAAAGUUCCCUUUGAUACAAUGGAGCGUCAAUCUCUUGGAAAAAGUGGGGAGACAGAAUACUUCAUUGACAACAACUCCGUUUACAUUGGCCGGCUGGCUCCAGUUAGAGCAAUCAAUGCGAAGAGUGAUGAUUCACGAGUGCACCAAAAUCUACCAUCCGAUUUUAUCGAGAUUGAAGUUAAAGCCGUCGGCAUAAAUGAACAAGAUUCGCUUGUUGUUUCUGGUUCCAGCGACUCCACGGCAUUCAGUCAUGAGAUAUCGGGAAUAAUCACCCAAAUUGGCUCUAAUUCCUCGGGUUUCCAAGUUGGUGAUCAGGUUGUUGCGUUUUCCUUCGAUACGCUUUCAACAAAGCAACGAACAAAAGCCCAAUUUGUUCAACGGAUCGCUAACGAGCCGUUCGAUACCAUGGCCACCAUACCAACGGCAUUUUGCCCAGUAAUGUAUGGUCUAUACAACCUUGCUUCCAUGGGGAAAGGCGAUGUUGUUGCUAUAAUUGACGACUGUGGAUCUGUUGGUCUAGCAGCUAUUCAAUUAUGCAAAAAGACCCAAGCCAAGGCCAUUGUCAUUACUAACGUAGAUUCCACCACCAACUUACUUCUUGAUUUGGGUCUUCCGCGCGAGCAAAUCAUACGUCCUGAGAUUGAAGAUGUGGCAAUCCAAAUCCAGCGUCUAACGGGGGGUAGAGGUCCUGAUAUUAUCUUCACCUCUCAAUUGCACGAUAUCGCUAUUUUGAUGGAGUGCAGUGGAGUAAUGGCUCCCUUUGGUAAAAUAGUUACGACCUCUAUGAAGAGAGGUCCGAGAUACUGUCAAGAUUGCUCCAACAAUGUGUGGAAAUGUGCAGAAAAUAAAGAGAUAUCAGCAGUCAGCCCACUUGCCGUCGGGGAUCCGUCUCAAAUCGACGAAGUUUUCAGUUCUUUCCCGCACAACCUUGGAGAUGGCAAACUGGUGCUUGAGUACCAACCUACUUCACUAUUCAAGGUUCUACCAACACCGUCUCGGCUCCAACUUAGAUUCGACGCUUCAUAUCUUCUCAUUCUCGGUGGUCCAGGCAGAAGCUUGACAUCUCCUUCAGCUCUAGCUUUGGUUGAAGGUCUCAAAGCGAGUGGUAUGAAUGUGGUUGUGUUGCGUGCCAAUGUAGCAUCAAAACCACAAAUUUUGGAGACGAUUGCUUCAAUUGACCCAAAGUCCCCAAUACGUGGAGUUGUGCAUACAGUAAUGGUCCUAGAAGACAAACUAUUUCAAAACAUGGAUAUUGAUAGUUGGCAACAAGUCCUAGAACCAAAGGCUCAGCUGGCAGGAGCAACUACGCCGCAGGUAAUUCAGACAACUCCCUACUCUGAGAUUUCAAAAGGUUUUAACAAACUCUUAGCGAAUUCAUUCCUUGAUUUUCUCGCUCGUCAUCGAAGGAAACAAGGCCUCACCGGCACUUCACUCAUCUUGCCCAUGGUCGUCAGUAUUGGAUACGUUGCCGAUCAUCCCGAGAUCGAGACGUCUCUUCGCAGAAAAGGCUUUUAUGGCAUCGAUGAAAGUGAGAUGCUUGCCUCUUUCGAAGUUGCUAUGAUGGCUCACCAGCUGGAAGCCGAUCAUAUCAUCGCAGGAAUCAAGCCUUCUCGACUAGCUUAG